Molecule: messenger RNA, 822 nt
Organism: Meloidogyne enterolobii
Lineage: Eukaryota; Metazoa; Nematoda; Chromadorea; Rhabditida; Meloidogynidae
Source: the annotation of a GenBank genome assembly
GGAUGAUUUGCACAAUUUAUUGGCUGGAUUAAUUAUUUUACAGAGUAAUACAGAUCCAAUAAUGAGUUUUGCUGGGCCUGCAGCGGCUGGUGGUAUGGGAAUUGGUUCAUUGUAUGAUCAUGUUAAAAUGAGAAAUAUGACACAAAAGAACGUUUAUAGAUCACCUAGUUGGAUGCCUGGAACAUUAAACAUGACAACCUGUCGUAUAUCUCCCUACAUGAACCACAGUCAAAAUCCAGUAACUGGUCUUUUACUAGCUAACCAUACUUCGAUAGCUAUUUGUCUUCGCUCUAUUGCAACAGAUUUUCAAAAAAUGUGGCACAAAAAAGCUAAUGUACAUAAAUUCGAAGAAGCAAUGGAACAAGGUGGAAAUAAACAAUCUGGGAAAGAUUGUUUGGAAGAAAAAAUGGAAGAAAGCAAAGAGAGAUUAAAUGAAUUGCUUCAACUUUAUAGAAGUUCUCGUUCUUCAAAUUUCAUCGAAUAUGAUUUUCAAGAACAACAACUUUUACUUGACGAAAAUAGUAGUGAAUAUGCAACUUAUGGUACGCCAAAAUAAUUAUUUUUCUCUCAACAUGUUUUAUUUAAAAUUAAGACUUUAACUGUUAUUUUUGACAAAAACAUUCCUCUCUCUUUCAUUAAAAUUUAAAAUAUCCUUUCUGCCUUUAGUUAUUAAGGUGGGUUCACCUUGAAUAUUGCCACAAUUAUAAAUGGAUCUCUCCCAAACAUUCAUUUCUGACUUACAUUAUUUUUGUAAUUGAAUUGAUUUAUUUUUUAAAUAAAAAUUUUGAUAUGAUAAAGAUAUUGAUAAUAUUUUUCACUAAU